AGUGCUGCCCACUUGCUCUCCGCUGGACUUCCACUGUGACAACGGGAAGUGUAUCCGCCGCUCCUGGGUGUGUGACGGGGACAACGACUGUGAGGACGACUCUGACGAGCAGGACUGUCCCCCCAGGGAGUGUGAGGAGGAUGAGUUCCACUGUCAGAACGGCUACUGCAUCCGCAGCCUGUGGCACUGUGACGGAGACAACGACUGUGGAGACAACAGUGAUGAGCAGUGUGACAUGAGGAAGUGUUCAGAUAAGGAGUUCCGCUGUACGGACGGCAGUUGCAUCGCUGAGCACUGGUACUGUGACGGAGACACUGACUGCAAGGACGGCUCAGACGAGGAGCACUGCCCGUCUGACGUGCUGACAGCCACCUGCAGUGUGGAGGAGUUCCAGUGUGCGUACGGGCGCUGCAUCCUGGACAUCUACCACUGUGACGGAGAUGAUGACUGUGGAGACUGGUCUGACGAAUCUGACUGCUCCUCCCACCAGCCGUGCAGAUCAGUAGAGUUCAUGUGUGGCAGUGGGAUGUGCAUCAACGCAGGCUGGAGGUGCGACGGGGAGGCCGACUGUGAUGACCGAUCAGACGAGAAGAACUGCACCAGCUCCAUGUGCACGGCUGACCAGUUCCGCUGUGCGUCCGGGCGCUGCGUGCGGUUGUCAUGGAGAUGCGAUGGCGAGGAUGACUGUACCGACCGCAGUGACGAGGACAGCUGUGAGAGGACAGACUCGCCUCCCUGUGCCCCGGACCAGUUCCUGUGUGGGAACGGGCGCUGCAUCGGCCUGAGGAAGGUGUGUAACGAGGUCAACGACUGUGGAGACGGCUCGGACGAGACGCCACACCAAGACUGCCGUCCGCGCUCCAGCGAGGGGGACUGUAACCUAGGUAACGGGGGGUGCUCUCAGAAGUGUCAGAUGGUCCGAGGACAGGUCACCUGCACCUGCCACACCGGGUACCGACUCAGCGAUGACGCCCAUGCCUGCCAAGAUGUGGAUGAGUGUGCUGAGGAAGGCUACUGCAGCCAGGGCUGUACCAACACAGAGGGGGGGUUCCAGUGCUGGUGUGUGCAAGGCUACGAACUGAGACCAGACAAGAGAAGCUGCAAGGCUCUGGGUCCAGAGCCGGUCUUGCUGUUUGCUAACAGGAUAGACAUCCGGCAGGUUCUUCCCCACCGGUCAGAGUACACCCUCCUCCUGAACAACCUGGAGAACGCCAUCGCCCUGGACUUCCACCACCAGCUGGAGCUGGUGUUCUGGUCCGACGUCACGCUGGACCGCAUCCUGAAGGCCAACCUCAACGGCUCCAACGUAGAGGAGGUGGUGUCUACUGGUCUGGAGAGCCCUGGUGGCCUGGCGAUAGACUGGAUCCAUGACAAGCUGUUUUGGACAGACUCUGGCACCUCCCGCAUCGAGGUCUCCAACCUGGACGGAACCCACCGGAAGGUUCUGCUGUGGCAGAGCAUGGAGAAGCCCCGCGCCAUCGCCCUGCAUCCCAUGGAGGGUAAGAUCUACUGGACAGACUGGGGGAACACCCCUCGUAUUGAGUAUGCCAACAUGGACGGUUCGAACCGUCGCAUUAUCGCCGACACCCACCUGUUCUGGCCCAACGGCCUGACCAUCGACUACGCCGGCCACCGCAUGUACUGGGUGGACGCCAAGCACCAUGUGAUCGAGAGGGCCGACCUGGACGGACGCAACCGCAAGGCUGUCAUCAGUCAGGGCCUCCCUCACCCCUUUGCCAUCACUGUGUUUGAGGACAGUCUGUACUGGACUGACUGGCACACCAAGAGCAUCAACAGUGCCAACAAGUUCACAGGGAAGAACCAGGAGAUGAUCCGCAACAAGCUGCACUUCCCCAUGGACAUCCACACCCUGCACCCUCAGAGACAGCCCGCAGGUGGGCGGAGUCGCUGUGGGACCAAUAACGGAGGCUGCAGCCACCUGUGUCUCCCUAGCAACAAGACCUUCACCUGCGCCUGUCCGACUGGCUUCAACAAGGUGGACCAGCUCACCUGUGCCUCCAGUCUUGACAAGUUCCUGCUUUUUGCCCGAAGGACGGACAUCCGUCGAGUCAGUUACGACACCGACGACAUGUCGGACGACGUCAUCCCUCUGGCGGACGUCCGCAACGCCGUGGCGCUGGACUGGGACUCCGCCGGGGGCUACAUCUACUGGACAGACGUCACUACUGACUCCAUCAACCGCGCCCAAUGGGACGGCUCAAAGCAGGAGGUGGUGGUGGACACCAGUCUGGAAAGCCCUGCAGGUCUAGCUAUAGACUGGGUGACUAACAAGCUAUACUGGACUGAUGCAGGCACGGAUCGUAUCGAGGUGUCCUGCGCUGACGGCAGCAUGCGCACGGUUCUGAUCUGGGAGAACCUGGACCGACCCAGAGACAUUGUGGUGGACCCUGUAGGAGGCCUCCUGUACUGGACUGACUGGGGCUCCAGUCCUAAGAUCGAGCGUGCUGGGAUGGACUCCUCUGGUCGCCUGGUCAUCGUCUCCACCAACCUCACCUGGCCCAACGGCCUGGCCAUCGACUACGAGACCCAGCGCCUCUACUGGGCCGACGCCGGCACCAAGACCAUCGAGUACGGGAACUUUGACGGCUCCGACAGACAGGUGUUGAUUGGCAGCCAGCUGCCCCACCCCUUCGGGCUGACCCUGCAUGAGGACCAGCUGUUCUGGACAGACUGGCAGACCAAGAGCAUCCAGCAGGCCCACAAGCUGACAGGGCAGGGCCGGCGCACGCUGGCCGAGAACCUGGAGAACCUCAUGGACAUCCACAUGUUCCACCGCCACCGGCCCUCAGUGCGUAACGCGUGCUCAGUGAAUAAUGGAGGGUGCAGCCACUUGUGUCUUCUGGCCCCGCCUCCUCGAGGCUUCAGCUGCGCCUGUCCCACUGGCAUCACGCUGAUGCCCGACGCUCACACCUGCAGCCCCGGGAUGAGGAGCUUCCUGAUCUUCGCCAGAAGGACAGACAUCAGGAUGGUGUCUCUGGACAUCCCCUACUACGCCGACGUGGUUCUGGCCAUCAACAGCUCCAUGAAGAACACCAUCGCCAUCGGAGUCGACCCUCAAGAAGGUAAAGUGUACUGGUCUGACAGCACGCUGAAGAAAGUGAGCAGAGCCAACAUCAACGGAACAGAACAUGAAGACAUUAUCCACACAGGUCUGCUGACUACAGACGGGCUAGCGGUGGACGCCGUGGGGAGGAAGAUCUACUGGACCGACACCGGCACCAACCGCAUCGAGGUGGCCAACCUGGACGGAAGCAUGCGGAAGGUUCUGAUCUGGCAGAACCUGGACAGCCCCCGGGCCAUCGCCCUCUACCACGAGACGGGCUACAUGUACUGGACUGACUGGGGGGAGAGCCCUAAGCUGGAGCGCUCUGCCAUGGACGGCUCGGCUCGCCUGGUUCUGAUCAGCAGCAACCUGGGCUGGCCCAACGGCCUCGCCAUCGACCCUGACGGGAGUCAGCUGCUCUGGGCAGACGCACACACAGAG
Osmerus eperlanus (European smelt) is the source of this 3505-nucleotide messenger RNA. It is a transcript of the gene lrp4, whose product is annotated as low density lipoprotein receptor-related protein 4. Gene Ontology annotation, biological process: receptor-mediated endocytosis. The transcript has 24 exons. NCBI's taxonomy places the organism in Eukaryota, Metazoa, Chordata, Actinopteri, Osmeriformes, Osmeridae. Gene Ontology annotation, cellular component: apical plasma membrane; plasma membrane; signaling receptor complex. The record is from RefSeq and is a predicted model, not a curated record. Gene Ontology annotation, molecular function: protein binding; calcium ion binding; hormone binding. The annotation marks the transcript as partial.